Durusdinium trenchii is the source of this 3217-nucleotide messenger RNA. The record is from the annotation of a GenBank genome assembly. Lineage: Eukaryota; Dinophyceae; Suessiales; Symbiodiniaceae.
CACCAUCCACCGUGAUGCCCCUAUUUUGGGAUGGACCGUCCAUGCUUCUACUCUUUCCAGUCUCACCAUCCACCGACCCGGCUCGCCAUCUCGUCAUGAUUGACGAGGCAGCACAGAGGUUGGAGGCAGCGCGGCAGGAGGCACUGGCUGCGGUGAAGGUCGAUGGCUUGGAGCUGCGGAAGAUGGGCGACUUCCGGGCCGAGAAGGAGGUGGUCUUGGCUGCCGUGCAGCACACGGGCAUGGCGCUGUAUUAUGCUUCCCCGGCCUUAAGGGACGACCUCGAGGCACGUACGAGGGGACGAGGGCGCAACGUCGCAUCGAUGUGGCACACGGCACAACACUCCGAGUGUCAAGUGAGCACCUCCGGCCGGACCUCAACCACUCCGACGACACAGAACCGACCCAGAGGGCAAAACAAGCCCUGGACCAGAUCCGUGGCCGAAGCACAACACUCUACACGGAUCUCACAAAGACAAACAAGCGCAAACGCGCUGAAGUCACCGAAGAUGGUCUGAACACUGAUCGCAUGUGGGUCUUGGAGAUGAUAUCAGGUGGUUGUUUGUCGUUGUAGUUGUCGUUGUCGUUGUCCUUGUCCUUGUUCUUGUUCUUGUUGUUCUUGUUCUUGUUCUUGUUCUUUUUUUGAUGAAAUGAGCCUACAAAACCCCCGUGAUAAGCUUUGCACCACAGAAUCGCACAUGGUCGAGAAAAAUCAGAGGCAGAUCCUCCAACUCGGCCACCAAAUUCGACCCCUCCCCCUUAGCAGGGCGCGGCCAAGCCAAGCUAGCCACGCUAGCCGCUUCGGAUUCUGUUUCUUCGCGUGUACCGACGCGACGCUCAGGUGGUGAUGGCUGCUGUGGAGCAGCACUGGAUGGCUUUACAGUAUGCCUCGGAGGAGCUCCGCGACGACUUCGAUGUGGGUCUUCGCGCGGUGAAAGCCAAUGGCUUAGCCCUCCGGGAGACCGGACCACAGUGCAAAGACAAUGCCAACCUCGUGAUGGAGGCGGUGAGCAACGAUGGCCGGGCGCUGCAAUAUGCCUCGGAGAAUCUGAGACGAGACAACUUCGUGGUCAUGGAAGCCCUGAAGCAUGAUCCAGAAGCCUUGGAAUUCGCAGACGAGGAGUUGAAAGACUCAUUGGAGGUCAUCAUGCCUGCGCUGCGACGGGAUGGUGCCGUGCUGCGCUUCCUGCCGGACGCGAUGCGCGACAAUGGGGACGUGGCCUUGGACGCGGUGCAAACCUGCGGAUUGGCGGUGGCCUAUGCCAGCCUCCGCGUGCGCGGAGACAAGGAGGUGAUCCUGGCAGCGGUCCGUGCAGAUGGUUUCGCCUUGGCCUAUGCGACGCAAGAGUUGCAAGGCGACGAGGACGUGGUGGACGCCGCGUGUGGCGAAAACCCCUUGGCGCUGCAGUACGCUUCUGAUCGCUGGCGCUGCGAGAAGGACUUUGUGAAGGGUGUUGUGGGCAACGACGGCUUGGCCUUGGAGUUUGUUUCCGGUGGCCUUUCCAACGACAAGGAGGUCUGCAUGGAAGCGGUCUCGAACACCGGCGCGGCGCUCAUCCACUGCUCGGCGCAGCUGCGCGACGAUGACGACAUCGUGCGCACCGCGGUGAACAAUGACGGCUUGCAGUUCUUGCACGUCUCUCCACGGCUUCGGCAUGAUCGAGACUUGCUCCUCUUGGCGGUGAAGAGGUCGCCCAGAGCACUGGCUCAUGCUCUGGUGGAUCAGAUUCAUGAUCAGGAGGUGGUGCGUACCGCUGUAGCGGGUGAUGGCAUGGUGCUGGUUUGGGCGCCUGAAGAGCUGCGAGACGACGAGGAGGUGGUCUACGCAGCUGUCGCCCAGAAUGGCCUCGCACUGGAAUAUGCCAGUGGCAGGUUGAGAUCCAAGUGCGAGAUCGUCCUCGCUGCCUUGGGUCAAAACCCAGAGGCCUUCGUCUACGUGAUGCCCGGCACGCGCGACGACGUGCGCUUGAUGGCCUUGGGCCAGGCACGACGGCCAAAGCUGCAAGAGAUGCUGGAGGAACGGGAACUGCCAACGGCGCUACGGAUGGCUUCGGCCAGGCUGCGUAUGUUCGUGGAGCCGCUGCUGCAGGAGCUGAAGAUAUCCUGGCACGACGCCCGAUGCGUCUUCCAUCAGUUCAGCACGCUGGAGGAGCUACAGCCCGCCAUCGAUGAGCCCAAAGCAUUCUUAGAGAAGCUGAGACGGAGGGAAGAUGAGAUCGGUCACGCCUGGGCCAUUGCCUCUGCACGCUUCAGCCUCGAACCCUUGGCCAUGCAGCAGAAGCUCGGCAAUUGGGAGGAGCUGGUGCCAGUGAUGCUGAGCUGUACCAGGAAGGAGUUGCAGCUGGCGGAGGGCAACGGGAAGCGAUUCCUGGAUAUCCUCAAAAAGAAGAUACGUGUUGCCAAAGGCCAAAGUGCCUGGAGCGUCUUGGAUGGUGAGAUCACCUUGACGCCAGCGGAGCUAAAGGCUCAAUUGAAGGUCAUGAGCGAUUUGGAGUUCUUAGGCUUGCGACCUGCAGAAGGCGUGAAGAACAUGGGGGUGGCACCCGAAAUGUCCAGCCCUUCUGAGCCCCUGGAGACGCGGCAGGAUCAGACACAGGAGAGAGACGAAGUCGGUGCCAAAGGAGUGGAACAAGAGACCGUCUCGCGAACCCAACAGAUGGAGGUGAAUGAGUUGAGCACCUUGCAGCUGGGGCCAUUUGAGGCGAAGCAGUGGGCUGAAGCCGCGCUGCGAAGCAGCGGGCGAAGCGGCGCCGAUGGGAGUUGGGGUGAGGUUGAGGGCUUGGUCCGGAGCGCCCGGGCAUCUCCUGCAACCGGGGCCGCCGGGGUGGGCGAGCAAGGCCGAUUCGACCUGGGCGGGGUGAAGCAGUCCAAUUACAACAAGCUCUUCGGGGAUCCGGCACCGCUUCGGCCCAAGAGGAUUCCAGACGCGCUGCACCAGGACGUGGGAGCAUGGUGGUUUCGAAAGCUCCAGAGAAAGUCCAUCACUCCCGUCACGGCCGCCCAGCGGCCCACGGCCCUCCGUGAGCGCUUCUGUCUAAAGGACCCAUCCAAGACCCAGACCGCAAUGUUCGUGGAGUAUCGCCUCAGCAACCUGCGCUCGUGCGAUGUGGCCAACACACGCUACGUGGGGCGCACCCAGUGGGAGGAGAGCCGAUUGGCCUUAGCGCCGGUCAUCGCUGCUAAGGCCAAGCUCGGGACGAUUCCUUCGGAUGGAGGAUGA